UCGUCUCCCUGGUAGUCACCUCUGCCCCCCUGACCCUCUCUCCACCAUGGGCAUCUUCAACAUCCUCUACCUCAUGGUCCGUCACCCCGACGAGAUCAGGUCAGUGGUGCACUACAAGAUCUGGCGUGACCCACUCAAUGUCAUCUCGGAGAAUCCCGAGACCAGCGGUUGGGACCGUCAGAACAUGAGGGACUGCUGGGGGUUGCUAGAUGCCACGUCUAGGAGCUUCGCCGCGGUAAUCAAGGAGCUCAAGGGAGAGUUGUGCAGAGUCGUCUGCAUCUUCUACCUUUCUCUACGCGCACUGGAUACCGUCGAAGAUGACAUGACACUUCCCGCUUCCAAGAAGAUCCCACUCCUCCUCGACUUCCACAAGAAGCUCUACACACCAGGCUGGAACUUCACAGAGUCCGGGCCAGACGAAAAGGACCGCCAACUCCUUGUGGAAUUCGACAAGGUCAUUACCGAGUUCCAAAUGCUCAAGCCAGGAUACCAGAAGGUCAUUGCCGACAUCACUGCCAAGAUGGGAGCGGGAAUGGCAUCGUACAUUGAAGCCUCGGACAAGACGCCCCUCAGCGUCAACACCUUUGGCGAUUGGGACCUCUACUGUCACUUUGUUGCCGGACUCGUCGGCGAGGGAGUCUCGCGCCUCUUUUCCGAGUCAGGUGUCGAACGUCCUUGGCUUGGUGACCAGCUUGACAUUGCCAACCACAUGGGUCUCUUCCUGCAGAAGGUCAACAUCAUCAGGGACUUUGCAGAGGACGCGGAAGAGUCUCGCUUCUUCUGGCCCAAGGAGGCCUGGGCCAAGUUUGGCUUUGAGUCUCAGCCAGACGUGGCAAAGGGAAUCGUUGAGACGUCUCCUGGCUCAAAGAAGUACAUUGCGCAGGGUGAAGACGGAGCUCGAGGAAUGGCAGUGCUCUCGACUGUGCUGCUGGACGCGAUGCGUCACGCUACACGCUCCUUAGACUACCUGGCUAUGCUGAGGGAACAGUCCAUCUUCAAUUUCUGCGCCAUCCCUCAGACAAUGGCCAUUGCAACCAUUGAGCUCAUGGUCAACAACCCCAAUGUUUUCCGCCGCAACGUCAAGAUCCGCAAGUCACAAGCAGUAGGACUCAUCAUCACCUCUGUCAACCCGAGAGACGUAGCCUAUCUGUUCCGCGACUUUGCCAAGAAGAUUGCCAAGAAGAUCCCCGUGUCAGACGUCAACUACAUUGCAUGGCAUGUAGAGUUGAACAAGAUUGAGCAGUGGUGCGAGCACUUCUACCCAUCUUUCAUCACGCCCUCUGCUUCGGCCAUGGGUCCCGCUCCCAAGCAGUCGGGCGACAUGCGCGCCGUGGCACUGGAGCGGUACGGCAGUAGUCGUCACCAUCUGGCGGUGCAGCGUGCAAAGGCCAAAGGCGUGAACCUCUUCUCUGCAGAGCGUCAAAGACAGCUACAAAUGGAGGGUAAAGAGGCUCUGGAUCCACGGUUGCAGUACAUGAGUGAAGAGGAGAUGAAGAGGUUGGAUAACAAGGAGAGGUCUGAGAUGCUCAAGUUCUUUGUCAUUAUCAUGUGCCUCAUGGCACUGGUCAUGGCCGUCGUCGCGCUUGCAGGGUGGUACAUUGCUUGGUACUUCUCCACCGACGAGACCGACCCAAUCACCAUACAAAUGAUCCGCUUCUACAGGUAUCUCCAAUCCCUCUUGGUCCAAUAUGGGCUUCUCAAUGCUCGACAUGCGCCAAGCUUGAGUAAGCAGGAGGCCCUUGUGCAGGCGGCGAAAGCUACUGGAAAGGCGUUCAAGAGCGAGGCGGUUGGCUGGGCGGGGGAGAAGAUUGGAGAGGUGAGGGAAAAGUUGGACCUUUGAGUGCAGUGGGAACUCGGGGAUGGGAGAGUGGAGGAGAAGCAGCACUCAGCUUGAGGAGGAAAGAGGGUCAACAGGAAGGAGUGACGAGUGUGGAGUGAGGAGCAAGGACUGGAGGAAGAGGCCGACGGGGGCGCAUGGAUCGUGUACCUUUCAACAACAUCAACAUCAUCAUCAUCCUCCUCCUCCUCUUCGGAAGUCACUCAGCCCAGCGCAUCUAGCUAAGCUGAGACCUGUUAGACUUCUCACCGGACGGAUCGCCUUGCCAAUCAAUUCAAGUUGUCAUGUCAUGUCAUGUCAUCAUCGUGAUCGUGACCCUGAGCAAUCCAGUCUGCUGCUGCUUAGCUCCCUUCCCUCCGUGUACUCAUUUCCCGUC
Microstroma glucosiphilum is the source of this 2213-nucleotide messenger RNA. RefSeq names its product farnesyl-diphosphate farnesyltransferase. Gene Ontology annotation, cellular component: endoplasmic reticulum membrane. Gene Ontology annotation, biological process: farnesyl diphosphate metabolic process; ergosterol biosynthetic process. Gene Ontology annotation, molecular function: squalene synthase [NAD(P)H] activity. The transcript is spliced from 3 exons. The record is from RefSeq and is a predicted model, not a curated record. NCBI's taxonomy places the organism in Eukaryota, Fungi, Basidiomycota, Exobasidiomycetes, Microstromatales, Microstromataceae. Bases 47 to 1840 code for a protein of 597 amino acids.